UUAUCAGAUUUUGUUUGUCAUGGAAACAAAAAAUCUAAUUAACCACAUAAAUACAAUUUGAUGUCUCAUAGUUACAGCAAGUUAGACAAUUAUAACGAAAAAAUACACGAACAAAAUGAAGAUUAUAGUUAUAAUAACAAUAUUUUGCAGUAUUUUUAAUAUAAUCCAAUCAAACCUGCGUGAACAACGAGCGACUUGCAAACCGUCAGUUGAUAUUAAAUGUGAUAAGAAAGCCAAUAAACGAUUCACGUACUACGUUUAUCAUCAACUUGCUGAUGUAAAGCCAGGAUGUGUUGGUAACAAUAUAAUAAAUGCCGAAUGGACCUUAACUUCGUUACAUUCAAAGCAAACGGUGUUCACGCAUCGCGAAGAUCCAAAAACUACAACUACCGAAAUUACUGUUACUCUUCCAGCACGAAUUGCACCACCGGGAAAUUAUAUCUUACAAUUGCAUGCUGUAGAAAAGGGUGGAGGAACAACAAUUGCACAAUGUCCGAUAAAUUACAUAUCGGAACCUCCCGUGAUAAUAUUCAAACAAGGACACUUACAAUACGUUCUAACCGGUCUUGCGUACACGGUGGACAUAACAGAUUCACGCUUUCAUUUCAAAAGAGAACCAAAAAUAAACUGGAGUAUUAGGUGCGUAUACAAGAAAGAAACUAAAGAAAUAUGCAUGAAGCAAAUUAAAUGUCAAGAUGCUGCUCCAAUGAAAGGUCUUAAAUUUAUUGGGAUUAUGAAUCCAUGCUUCGAUGAUUUGCAAUUUACCGCGAUGGUAAGACACGAUCAAGGAGAAGUUUCCGCGACACAUUAUGUCACACCUCGGAAAAUAUUCAGCUGUAAAGUUGAUAUAAGCUGUGAAAAAAACUGUGAUAAAGGUGGUUCUUAAAUGUCCAAUCCGACACUUAACGUUGUCUUGAAGUUAAAACCUUCAAACGCUAAUUGUUUGGGUUUUAAUAGUUGGAGACCCAAAUGGAUUGUUCAAGGAUCACAAAAAAUACCUGCAGAUAAGUUAGAAAUAAUCAACGAAAAUAAGCGAAUGAUUAUUCCAAAAAAUUCUAUGAAGUAUUCCGACUCUGUUGCUGUGGUAGCGACUGUAAAAGACAAUUUUGAAUCGUGGUUCAGAAUUAAAACCAUUCCGAAAAUAGUAAAACCCGAUUGUAAAAUCACGCCGUCGAGUGGUAUCAGUUUAAAGACAAAGUUUCUAGUGUCUUGUACCGCUAAAGACCAACAUUUGGAUACAUUUGGACCAUAUUAUACUGUUUAUCAAAUAGUAAAUGGAAAAAAUAAUUUAGUGGUGUCAACUGCGGAUCAACACUUUCAAGUGUUACUCUCUUCAAUCAAAGGGCAACCUUCACAAACAUUAGUAAUAGAAGGCCGAGAUAUUUUUCACAAUUCUUUCGAGUGUAACGUCAAUCCAAUCACGAUUAGAAAAGCUGAUCUUUCAAAAAAGAAGAUAGAAGAAGACUUGAAAACUUUGAACGAGUUAAGUAAAGAAGGGAAUCCCAUUGGGCCGCAAUAUGCGGCUGCUUUACUGAACGAAGUGAAUCAACAAGCUGUUGGUAAAGAUAUUGAAAAAAUGGUGAAAGCAAACAUUAUGAAGUCAAUGAACGAAGUUGACAUUCAAGCAAUGUCCACUUACGAACAAAUCUCGAGCAUAACAUCAAGAUUUGUAGAUGUUGGUCAGGUAGAUACAAAGUAUAAAGAAAACUUGGCUAAUCUUUGUAAACGAAUGGGGAGUAUACAUUUAAAAGAACUACACAAAAAUGUCUAUGCUAAAUAUGAGGAGACAACUGCUAAAGCACAAGCCCAAUUAAAUGCUGAUUGCGGUGAAAAACUCCUUGAAGAAACCAUAGAAGAAGAAAAAGUCGAAACCACUACAAUGCCUGAUGUAGAGCCGGUGAUCAAAGAAGAUUACCCUGAUUAUGAAAUGCCUUUUGGCAACCCUGCCAUAGAUGCUAUCAAAACUAGCGGUCUAGAUAUCAUAACAGAAAGUUCCAAAGCAAUAGCAACCACACUCAGCGGAGGUGAACAGUAUCUUCAAACAACCAACACAACUCAAUCAUUGAUUGCAGUUGAAGAAGGGAAAUAUAUGGCAUCUAAACCAAUGGAAAUCGGCACCAUAUCCGUUCUCCCAUCAAAGCAAUUUAAAGACGAAGGAGAAAAUUUAAUCACUGCUAUUAUCAGCAAUUAUGAUAAGGACAUGCUAACACCAAGUAGCGAUCUAUCAUCAAACAUCGUAGAAGUAAACUUUUUUAAGGACUCUAAGAAAAUGUCCGGAACAAGUUACAAUAUACAAUUUCCCAUUUUAAAUGAGAGUGUACCAUAUGACAGUUAUAAAGUGAAAGCACCCAAAGCAGAUGAUGAAUUUUUACAAAUUGAUAGGAAAAUGAACGUGCACAGGCUGAGUUUAUACGCUUUGGAGACAUGUUUAAUAAGGUUUAAGAUAGAGAAACAUGUCAAACUCAGGGUAGCUCUAAGUGUUAACCAACGCCCGAGAAAUCAUCAUUUUACUAAUAAACCAUCGAAAUUUACUGUUGAUGGAAGCAAAACUAGUAGCUGGACAAUUGAAAAUCCUUACCCUAGAUCUGAAACCGACACCUUGUUUUAUGUGGCUGUGAUACCACAUACUGAUAUGUUACAUGAUAAUCCUGCUGAUAUGAUUCCGUAUGAAGUACAAUUCACACAAAUCGCAUGCGUUACCUACAGCAGAUCAAAACAUAAAUGGGUACCAACUGCAGGAUGCAAUGUUAAAGUAACCGGAGGUGAUAAUGACUCUUUGGUACAUUGUAUCUGUUCAACAACGUCCCUACACAGUGUUUUCUUUAAACCUAUCCCAAAUCGCCUCGAAAUCCAAAUGGAUAUUGAAUACGUCAUCGCAGACUUUGUCAACUAUAUAAUAUUUAUUCACGUGAUCGUUGUCCUCAUUGCUUAUGCAAUAGCUUUGGCUUUGAGUAUCAAGCGUCAACCGAAAAUAUUUGGACGUGAUAAAAUCUUCUUCCUUUCCGAUAAUCUAAAAAAUGACCGGUUUUGCUACAUGCUGGUUGUACGCACAGGAUCCUUGGCAUCUGCAGGCACAACGUCGAAUAUAAUGGCGCAGAUUACCGGUACGAAAGGAAAAUCCAAACCGCAUGUAUUAAACUAUCCUGAUCCAGGAUGUUUACUAUUACAACGUGAUAGUAUUGACUGGAUGAUACUGACAAAUGCAACACACCUCGGUGAUUUGGAGUCUAUUUUAUUAUGGACUGAUGGAAUCGGCUUGUACCCCGAAUGGUUCUGUCAAGAUAUUACCAUUUUUGAUUUACAAAAACAAACACCAUAUCAGUUUAAAGUCAACACUUGGAUAUCACCCUUAGAAAAACAUUCAUAUUACAUAAGAGUAAAUGUUACUCCAGACACAGGAGAAAAAACUAAAGAAAAAGUUAAUUUAGUCAAACAUUUGAGGUUUCAUUACCUCGGAAGGCACACAUGGAAUAUUUUUGUGAAAGACGAUGAAGAAUUGACUUAUCCAGAGAGAUUAACAGUGAUUCUAAGCAUGAUUUAUACAACUUAUACCGUGGUGAUUUGGUUACUUCGACCGCCUAGUCUUUCACGAGCGGAUUCCUUUGGUUAUGGAUCAUUGCGAGUUUACACUGAAAUAUUUUGCUUCGUGCUUGCAAGCAGUGUAAUAUCUAGUGCCAUUCACCUAACUAUUGUUUAUUUCCUACGAAAUAGUAAACGAAGUGAAUUGUCUGUGGCUUUGGUUGUUGCAAUCAAAAGAUUCCCGUUCAAAACACGAAAAGUCAUAAGAUAUACUCUAAUUGGAUGGAUUAUAUUCUGCUUGGCUUAUUUGAUAAUCUUUGGUUUUUGGAUGCCAUAUAAAUCAGCAUAUUUAUGGAUAAUUAUUACUUUUCUCUCAAUUUUGAUGUCGAUCAUCGUCUGGGAAAAUGUAUUUAUCAUUGCUGUUGAUAUUAUAACCUCACAUGUUGGCUAUGUGGAAAAAUUAGUGUAUCGGUUUGAUGCAAUUGUGAUUGAAAUCGAACGACAGCGAAAAGUACUCUUUAAAAAGUUUGGAGAAGUGUUGAUGCGGCCAUAUUUCAGGAAACAUUACCGGCUGCUAACACCCAAUGAAUUAUUCAAUUUACGGCAAACAAUUAAGACAAGACUUGAAGUUGCUAGUUUAUUCAAAGACAUGUGUCUAUUUCUUCUUUUCAUCGCGAUUCUUUAUUUGAUUUGCAUAGUUCAAUACGAUUCUGUUAUCCAUCGAAGCAACAGAAUGAUGCAUCGAAUGGUCGAGGAGAGUAUUUACAGCGACAGAACACAUUUAUUAGACAACAUUGAAAAAAUCGAAGAUGUGUAUGAUUAUUUGGAACACGUUAUAAUACCAUUAAUCCACCCAACAAAAUGGUACGGCAAAUGGUACGCGUCUGAUGCUGGCCUUUUAGCGGAUUUCGCAACAAGAAUUUUGGGUGUUGUUCAAUUACGACAACAACGCCGUCAACAAAAAUGUACUGUACCUGAUCCUCUUCAAGUAUUGCAAAUUCCAUGCACUAAUGAUGCACCAAUUUUUGAUAAAUGGGAUCAUUAUAACGGAUCAGACAUAACCUCAACAAUAGGACAUUAUAAAAUGUAUGACGGAAGUGGCUACAUUGCAUACCUCGGAAGAACAUUAAAAAACUCGAAAUUUAUCCUUGAAAUUCUCCGCGAACACAAAUGGAUAGACAUAAACACAGCCGUGUUGUUUAUAGAUUUUCUCACCUACAACGCGAAUCUAAACAUGUUCAAUGGCGUUCGCAUAAUAAUCGAGCGAUCACCAAGCGGACGAUAUCGCAAAUCAAGCCAAAUCUUCACCACAUCACUGAUUUACACCGACAUUUUCUUAGAACUAUUGACCGCGUUUCUUUUAAUUCUACUCACCAUUGUUAUUGUAAUAAUGCUGCUCAAGCGGCUGGUGCAGAUUCUGGUCUUCAAAGGAAAAUACUUCAAUAACUUCUGGAAUCUUCUCGAUGUUACCUUAUCCAUUCUCAGUGUGCUUCUCAUAACAUUGUUUUUCAUGCGUAGACAAUACACCGCUGAUCUGUUAAAAACUAUUGUUGAGACUGACCACAACAGAUUCGUUAAUUAUUACCAUUUAAUAACACUUUCGGAGGCAACCACGAUUAUUUAUGGCAUUACACUAUCACUAGCGACUUUACGAUUAUGGAAGUUCUUACACUUUGGUGUUUUGUUUCGAAUCAUGGAACGUGCUAUCUUACAAGCUGGCCCGCACUUAUUAGGAAUGUUUCUGUAUCAAAUUAUUGUCUAUCUUAUGAUGGUCAGUUUUAUUUACCCGAUAUUUGGAGAGAAUAUGCACGAAUUUAGAGAUUAUUACAGCGCGCUAGUGACGUUGUACCUCGCGUCAAUAAACUUCACUGAACACUUGCCGAAUCUCUACACUAGCAUGAACACGAGUUUACUCUACCUGAUAUAUUCGUUUUAUCUGGUGCUAUCUGUGUGUUUCUUGAACUUGUAUGCGACAACACUGAUAAUCAGCUUGGAAGAGAGUCGAAUUUAUUAUUCAAACGGCACCCAUUUAUAUUCAAUUCACACUUAUGUCUUGGAUGUAUUUUAUUUCUACAAAGAGAAACUCAGAAGGCAUUUGGAAGGUACCAGAUUAAAGGGUGGUGCAUCCUGGGAAAACUUUCAAGUUGAUGUUGAUAGAUUAGUAUAUCCCAAAGGAGAGGAACAUCGAUAUGCAGAUAUUAUAUCGAUGAAUAAACGCAAAAUGAACUUAAUGAGAACCAUAGCCAUAGUGGCUAUAAAAAAUAUGACUAAAUAUGGCCGCCAAAAUAAAGAACCUACAGAACAGGACCUAUAUUUAAUGGCACAGAUCGUUGUCAAUUUAAUUAAGACACAGGAUGAUCAAAAGGAGAAAUUUGCGCAUAUUUUCUUCAAAGGUUUUGAUCCUACAACUGGAAAGUGUACGUUUGUACCGGAUACAAAGCUACUGCAGAUGGAAAUGAUUGUUAAAAAAUUGUUAGAAGGUAAAGUAGAAGAGAUAAAAAUCGAACAAGAUUUGUUAGAUCUAGUAAUUCAUCAAAGUGGAGAUGGAGCGAGAUUAACAUACAUCAACAAAUGUCUUGAAUUGAUAAAUCGCACAAUUAAUCAUAUUAUUGUCGUGGAAGACAAGAGAAAAAUACGAGAGAUUCAAAGUAUUUCGAAAACAAAACCAGAAUUGAAAGAUGAAUUAUAUGAAGAUGAUAAUGAUGAUGUUGUUGCAACUAAAGAAGCAACAACUCAAAGUGAACAGAAAUGACAGACGGCCAUUUUGUAAACGGACGCAAACAUGUUUAAUAAUUAAAAUACUUUUAAUCUCAAGCUUAUGCUAUGAAAAUAAGUUAAUAUUCGGGCCCCAAAUUUUAAUAUCACUAUCAUCACCAGCGCUCACCACUGUUUUCAGGUCGGAACUCAUGUCCAAUGAUAAAAUAGCACCUGUUUAAGAAAAUCGUUACAAAUCAUGCAGAAUUAUUAAGAAAAUCACUUUACCUCUAUGCGCUUGCACCUCCAUCAACAUCCUCACAGCAUUUAUAUCCCACACAUAUAAUUUCCCAUCAGCAGAUCCUAACAACAAAAUAAA
Molecule: messenger RNA, 6592 nt
Organism: Dalotia coriaria
Lineage: Eukaryota; Metazoa; Arthropoda; Insecta; Coleoptera; Staphylinidae
Exons: 17
Coding region: 887-6271 (1794 amino acids)
Biological process (GO): detection of mechanical stimulus
Cellular component (GO): membrane
Molecular function (GO): protein binding; calcium channel activity
Source: RefSeq, a predicted model, not a curated record